This is a messenger RNA of Megalopta genalis, 5183 nucleotides long. The record is from RefSeq and is a predicted model, not a curated record. NCBI's taxonomy places the organism in Eukaryota, Metazoa, Arthropoda, Insecta, Hymenoptera, Halictidae.
GCUGGAGAAGAUAGUCAGUCGGUGGCACUGUUGCGACAGGGCUGGACGUGCACCGUGGGAAAUGAUCUAAGGGAUCCCGUCCGCGACGAGCCAGCGAGCAGAUCCGUAUUUCAAGCAACCGCAGACAGGGUACAUCGUGGCCAGAAUGUAUUAAGAUUGAGGAAUUCGCGACCUGUCACGCCCAGAAACAUCUAUGGGCCGUAAACGGUGGUGGCGAGGAGGCUCGGAGCUGAUGGUGCUCUUUAUCUUCCAUCACGUUAUUCUGGGCGACGGUAAUGUCGGCUGCCUUUUCAGCAAAAGCCUCUGCAACCCCCGAACGGAAACCUGUUACAACGAUUUGGCAUUCGGCAAGUGUCUACCAUUGUACGCUGACCUGAACGAGGACGACUAUUAUCAAUACGACUUCAAUAUAGACGAGCUCGAGCUGCUAAGGCUGCAAUUAGAGAGGCUGCAGAUCGACGGCUACAAAUGGUCACACCCGUACACACAAUGCAUCAUGGUGACGUCUUUGUACAAUUUGCGUUACGGAAAAAAUUACGACUUAGGACUGUGUCAGCGUCUGAAACAAGUCACGGACUUCGAGGAUGACAAUGUGAUUGACCAUAGAGUACCCACGAUAGCCAUUGUAAAGUUUACGCCGAACAACGGCAAUUCCGUAACCCAGUACGGUAAUGAGUUAUACUAUCCCCCGGGAACUCGUGAACAGUAUACUCGAGGUACUCUCUAUAACAAAGAAUUCACGCAACCAUCGUACAAAGAACAGAUGAAAAAUUUUCCGAGGAUACACGAAUUAAGGUACGCUCAAAGCCCGUACAAGGAAUACGAGCCCUUAAUCAACGAGGAGAACUACGACGACCAUGAAGACGCGGUCCGAAAGAAAAGCUUCGAAAGAAUUAACGAAAGGUUGUAUCGGACCAGAAGGCAACCGUACAACAUGAGGAAUUACGAUGACGACGCUAUCAAAUCCAUAAAGUAUGCUCUGGGCGAAGAGGUGAAGACUGAUUACCCUAGACAGGAAGACAUGAGCACCGACGACGCCCUACCGAUCGAGGAAUGGGGAUUUUUAAUCAACAAAUCUCCUGACGAUUAUUACAAUAAAAAGGAACCGGACGCCGAUGUCGAUGUCGAGUAUGAGAAGGCUUUCUCUAAGAAGUACAAGCAUCCUAGGAAGUUCGCACGUUUCUCGGAUAAAGACGAGUUUCUGUUGGAAAAUGUGAAACGCAAUUCGAACAAUGAUUACAAUAGCGACGAUUACGAAGACAUUAAUGGAGAGAUCGAGCUACCGGACGCACCUUCUUUGGAGAACGUCAUGUACACUGAGGGAGGCGUUGUGCAGCCUGCCAAUGAUAAAUCUGAUUCCGAUGCGGACGAAAAUGCAUACGACACUCUGUUCGACAAUGACCUGAACGAGAUUCUCUGGAGACAAGAAUUGGCUGGCUUUAAGAGGAGGGAACGAUUGGAUGUGAAGAAACCGGGGCCUCCUUUCUCGACCAACAACUAUGCAUUCAAAAAUCAAUUACAAUCAGGCGAGGAAAAGGAGAAUCAUUCCGAUUCGAGCGAAACAGAACAAGAUAAUGAAGAGUUACUCGCACCCUUCGUGAAGAAAGAAGUAGGAAACGGUCAACCGGACGAGACAUCGACAAAAUCCUAUCGCAACGUUGAUCUAGAUCAUGUUUAUAUCGAGUUCCAACAACCCUUUCACACGUGGCAAGAAGCUGAACAUGUAGUCAAGGAGGUGGGUAAGCUGCUGGAACUGGCGCCAGGAACGCUGAAGGAUAUCCGAGUUGGUCGUGCGGAAGUGACGUUUAAAGUCGUGAAAAAUAAUAAAAAUUACAAUGCUACCGAUGUCGCUCUUAAAAUAGAUAAUAUUCGGGGCAAGCUAAAGGAGUCCCUACGUGUUGAGGUGAUCCGUGCAGGCAUAGGUGACAAGACUAAACUCCCUGCGAUGCUAGAAGUAGCUAGAGCACCUGAGAUGAAUUCAAGCGUGUUCGGUGCACUUGUGGCUGCAGGGGUUGGAGCUGCCGCUGCAGCUGCAAUGGUUACAUUGCUAAUCGCUCGUGGCCUUGCUAAAUCUCGUGCUAAACUGGCAGGAUUAGAUACCCCUGAUCCAGAAGCGUCGAAGGAUUAUCAGGAUUUAUGCAGAGCUCGAAUGCAGGCAAAGCUGCCUACUGAUAAACCGGAGUCACCCCGCGUCGCUAAAAUGACCCGCGAAAGCGAAUCCAAUAAUUUACCAUCGAAUCGGUCUAGUACAUCUUCAUGGGGCGAUGAGCCGACAACUUCUAACAUGGACAUAUCGACUGGACAAAUGGUUCUUAGCUAUAUGGAGGAUCACCUGAAGAACAGAGAUCGUUUAGAUCAAGAAUGGGUAGCGUUGAUGGCUUACGUUGCUGAUCCUUGCUCAAGCGAGGUUGCUCAGAGCGAAGCAAAUGUGAAAUGCAAUCGUCCUGGUGGACCAUUCCCUUACGAUCACUCUAGAGUGAUAUUAAACGAUCUCGCUAACGCCAACAAUUCUGACUAUAUAAACGCCUCCACAAUUAAAUCGACGGAUCAUGAUCCAAGGAAUCCAGCUUAUAUUGCCACGCAAGGUCCUCUACCACAUACGGCAGCAGAUUUCUGGCAACUUAUUUGGGAACAAGGCAGUGUUGUAAUAGUGAUGCUAACCAGACUAACUGAAGAAGGAGUAGCCAUGUGUCAUCGAUACUGGCCAGAGGAAGGAUCAGAGUUAUAUCACAUAUACGAAGUACACCUUGUGUCCGAACAUCCUUGGUGCGAUGAUUAUCUGGUGCGCUCAUUCUACCUGAAAAACUUGCGCACUGGUGAGACUCGAACUGUUACACAAUUCCAAUUCUUGUCUUGGCCCGAAAAUGGCGUCCCAUACUCUACCAAGGCUCUCCUUGAAUUCCGUCGAAAAAUCAACAAGUCGUACAAAGGCAGAUCUUGCCCCGUAGUCGUACACUGCAGUGAUGGUGUUGGUCGUACCGGUACCUAUUGUUUGAUCGACAUGGUUUUAAACCGGAUGAUGAAAGGAGCUAAGGAAAUCGACAUUGCAGCUACUCUAGAACAUAUUAGAGACCAAAGACCCGAUAUGGUUGCAACAAAACAACAAUUCGAAUUUGUUCUCAUGGCCGUGGCAGAAGAAGUACAUGCUAUUCUUAAGGCUUUACCCGCACUUCCUGCCGAAAAGUCUCCUCCUGCAGGAAACAAUACUUCCAUGAAGGAGAGUCAAUGAGAUUUGAACACGAGAUCCUGAAAUUGCAGCCGCGGCGAGCAAAGGCAAAGUAUUAAUUACAAUCUAUAUCAAAAGAAAAAAAAAUGGCCAAACAUUUUUAGUCAAUCAUCUAAGAGUCUAGAAUCACUGUUAAUCUUUCAUUUUUGUAAGUUACUUCUGUGAGAUGCUUCUAACACAUUGUAAAUUAAAAUUUACAAGUCCCCAAACAAGUAUUCGUUGAAAGAUCAUAAAACAUUGAUGAUUAUAAAUUUAAUUUAAAGAUUUUGUUGAUUAUAUAAGGUGAUGAUAAUGAUACGUACAAACUAUAUGGCCGUACAGAUACUUCAGGGAGCAGUGUCAAUCUGUAAAAUUUCUUGUGAAUCUCAUUUUACUACGGCCUACUUGGACAUUUUAAGUACAAGCAUAUGGAUUCGAAAGACUGAGCUAUGCAGCUGGAAUUCUAAAUAUUGGCUAAUGAUGGAAUCAUUUGUACUAUGUAUUCUUGUAAGAUUGUCUCUACAGAUGAUUCUUGUAGUGAAAUCCUAAAUCGAAUUUUCAAAUCAUUUUUUUAUAAACACAAAUGCUUAUAGCACAUUAUGUAGCUCAGUCUUUACAUACUUUAUUUUGUUCUUGAUCUCGACAUCAAUAUUAUUUAAGUGAAAGUUAUAUUGCUUCCUCUCAUAGACGACUUCACUAACGUGCUUUACAAUAGCUUUAAACAGAGUAUUGAAAUAUAUUGCAAAGUAAUUAACAUUACAUAGUUCUAUCUGCUCAGUCAAUUCUAUCAAGCAUACAGGGCGUGAAAGUUCGUAUUCGUUAAGUUUUGUCCUACUGAGGUUCGACACGUAUUUAUUUCAUUAAGAAGAUUUAUUCCUUACUGUAAAAUUUAAUUAAAAACACUUGUUCACGACUUUUUAGUUCGAGAAGUGAGUACUGAGAACAAAGUUUUAGAGAUUGAAGCCAGAAUUUUUAUACUAUUGUUAAAUAUUCGAAUAUUUACCGUUAUAUGUAAAGAAAGACAAACAUUAAACACUAUUUAUCAAUCUGUUUUCUACGCGUACGAGAACGAACGAUCGAGCUGCACAAUAUUCAUGGAAGAUUAUUAUUAAGUGCUUAUCAUAUCAACAAAAAAUUAUAAGAAAAAUAUUUUAUCGGUGUGAAAUAUGAAUCAAUGUACGACCACGUAAAGUAACAUUAAUGUAUUAAAUGUCAUGUGGAAAUGUCGAACAGGCUCAUGGAAUGAAAUGUUUAAUCAUUGUAUCGUGAUGAUAAUGUUUAAGUGGUAUGUAAAAGAAAAUUAUAAACAUACAUGUUUGCACGAAUUGUCGUGUCGAUAUAACAGGUUGUAAAUGAUAAUGCUACACUUGCUUUAAAAAGAUCGUGGCCUUGUUGAUCCUGCAGAUCCAGCCUCCCACAGGGUGAACAGGCUACCUUGAAGGUUCCUUCCUUCUCGUUGUGCAGUACGAUUACUGUCAAUUAAUAUUUUUUUCUUUGUGUUAUACGUUAUGGCGUUACUCUUUAUUUUUAUAAAACGAGGAAUUACGAAAUUAUAAAAAUUCCUAUUGAUAAAACAAACGAUGAAUUAAAUUUAAAGCAAUUGGCUACAGCAAAAAAAGGAUUCGAAACAAGAUACUGUAGAAUACCUUCAUUUCAAUACCGCUUCCAAUUUUAAUAAUUCGACAAAUCAAACGUGAAAGUUUUUAAUUGUUCUUUACUUUGGAACGUUCUCCACUUUGUAUAAAUUAACUCAGUACACUGUGAACGCGAUGCGAAAGUUUGCUUGACCAAAAGAUAAAUAAGUUUCGUUAAACUUUUUUUAGCACAGAUUCAUAUAACAGAUUCUAUAUUUUUAUGCAGAGGAUAAGUCUAUAUAAAACGAAAUAAUAUAGUUAUAUAAAUCUAUACUAUGUUACUCAAAAUGUAAUACUAUAUGUGUUAUAAUAUAAUAAAUCACUCUAUGUUCAAAUCAACACUA